Molecule: messenger RNA, 582 nt
Organism: Hyaloscypha bicolor E
Lineage: Eukaryota; Fungi; Ascomycota; Leotiomycetes; Helotiales; Hyaloscyphaceae
Exons: 2
Biological process (GO): proteolysis
Molecular function (GO): glutamic-type endopeptidase activity
Source: RefSeq, a predicted model, not a curated record
GCAGCCAUCACAUCACCGCCUUCUGGACAAACUUUCAACGCCGUAUCUGGAAAGAUCACAGCCCCAACACCAUCUGCGCCUUCGGGGAUUGCGUCAACUGAUGGGGAGUACGCGGCAUCUGCCUGGGUCGGCAUCGAUGGGAAUACAUACAGCAGCGCCAUUCUCCUAACUGGUCUGGAUUUCACCGUAUCUACAAGCGGAGCAGUGUCAUACGAUGCUUGGUAUGAAUGGUAUCCAGACUAUGCUAUGGAUUUUGAUCUGGCUAUCUCUGCUGGCGAUGUCAUCUCCAUGUAUGUCAACGCCACGACCACCACUUCCGGCUCCGCGACCAUUGAGAACCUAACGACCGGGAAAACGGUCACAAAAUCACUCACAUCAACCUCAACCCUCGGGGGCGAGAAUGCCGAGUGGAUCGUCGAGGAUUUCGAAGAAGGCGACAGCUUGAUCGCUUUCGCUGAUUUCGGGAACGUCACCUUCACAAACUGCGUAGCAGCCACCUCGGAAUCAUCAGAGGGUGUGAGCACAGCGGUGGUCAUGGAAAUUGAGAAUACGGGUGGUGAGGUGCUAACAGAUACCAGCGUG